AUGGCAACCGCAACCCACGGCUCAGCCAUCGUCUUCCCCAAAGAAGCCUUCGACCCGCUCGCCACCCUCGAAGCCGUCCGCGAACACAAAGCCACCGCCCUCUACGGCGUGCCCACCAUGUUCGUCGCCGAACUCGAUCUCCUCGCCCACGGCGCCGUCCCCCGCGAUGGCUAUCAAUACCUCCGCACUGGCAUCGCAGCAGGCUCAUCCAUCCCCUCCGAGCUCAUGCGCAAACUCCACAAACAGCUCAACCUCACUGAACUCACCAUCUGCUACGGCAUGACUGAAACCAGCCCCGUAUCCAUCAUGACCACCACCGAUGACCCCAUGGACAAGCGCAUCGACAGCGUAGGCAGACUGAUGCCGCACGUCCAAGCCAAAGUCGUAAACCCCUCUGAUUGGUCUCAAACCCUCGCCAUCGGCCAGCGCGGCGAACUGGCCGUGUCAGGCUACCUCGUGAUGAAAGGCUACUGGGGCGACCCAAAACGCACACAGGAAUCUCUCGUUCCAGACGAGAACGGCGUGUUGUGGAUGCACACGGGCGACGAGGCGAGCAUGGAUGAACUAGGCUAUGUCAAGAUCACGGGGCGUAUCAAAGACCUGAUUAUUAAAGGUGGUGAAAACAUUCAUCCGCUAGAAGUCGAGAACUGCCUCUUCGCGCACCCGAAUGUCAAGGAAGUGAGUGUUGUGGGGCUGCCAGAUGAGCGGUAUGGAGAGGUUGUUGCGGCGUUUGUGGUUGGGGGGGAUGGGGAGGUUAGUGCGGAGGAGGUUAGGGGGUGGGUGAGGGAGAAGUUGAGUCAUCAUCUUGGUAUGUUUGUGAAGUAUGAUUGUGAAUUUUUGGCUAAUUAG
Molecule: messenger RNA, 849 nt
Organism: Parastagonospora nodorum SN15
Lineage: Eukaryota; Fungi; Ascomycota; Dothideomycetes; Pleosporales; Phaeosphaeriaceae
Exons: 1
Coding region: 1-849 (282 amino acids)
Biological process (GO): fatty acid metabolic process
Molecular function (GO): calcium ion binding; medium-chain fatty acid-CoA ligase activity
Source: RefSeq, a predicted model, not a curated record